AUGCGGAGACUGCAGUCUCUGCAAUUGGCCAUCCCGUCACAAUGCGCCGCAUCCAGACCUUCUUUCGCCGCUGCCCGCGCCAUCUCGACGACCGGCCCCGCGCACAGCAAGAACACGGAAUGGAUCCGGGGGAAGCUCUGGAAGGGCGAGGCCCCCGGCCCGGCUGAUCCCUAUACGCAGAGGAUGGAGCCUGAAGCCCAGUCGAAUCUGCCCGAGGAGGCACUGGAGAGCCGGCCGCGCCAGGAUAAGACGCCCGCGGUCCUGGAAGAGUCGAGGCUGACUCUGCCCGCGAGGAGGACCGAGGCGACGGCGGAGAAGGAGGUGCAGGCGGUAGAUCCGUCGUAUGUGCCCGCUACGGAUGCCGAAGGGCUAGAGGAGAUCGGGGCAUUGAACACGUGGUGGGAGCAGCCAGGACACUGGGGCGACGAGAGUGUCUUCAAGGGAUUCGGCAGCGCGGACAAGGUUGUGGAGAGGGAAGUCCUGGAGGUUCACCUGCGACGAGCUGUUGUUGAGGCACUGGCACUGCAGCAGACGGGAGUCUUCUCAGAAUGGGCUACGAAGAAGUGGUCUGAGGGAGGAUCUAGGGACGAGUUGGAUAAGGCAUUGGCCGUGCAGGUUGAGGUGCAGGAUGGAAAGGCUACUUUGAAGGGAGACGCUUCAUCGAUUGUGGAGGCUUUGACGAGUGAAUCUCAAGAGGUCGAAUCAUCGACAGUUGUGACUGUCGAAGAGGCAAAGGAGAUUAUCAAGUCAUGGGAUUCUUCAUGGAAGAACAUUGCGCUCGAUGACUCACUACGAUUUGCGCUCCGCAAGCGCCUCUAUCAACUCACCGGAAUCCUCAUCCCAGACGCCAAACUCGCCGCCGCCAACACCGCCAAGCACAUCCUGACCCUUGCGACCAGAGACCCCAAGCCGCUGAAACUAGCCCAGAUGCUCGAGAAGCGCAACGCCUUCAAUGAGCUGGCCAACGUCAAGCUACACGAGCGGAAGAUUGGCCCUAUCGAUAAGGAGGUUGUUGUGGGACGCUGGAAGGUGAUUGAGGAGGAGCUGAAGAAGCGUGACUUGCCGGUGACGGGCUACGGAAACGCGGCAAGGAACAAGGAGAGGGAUUGGUUGACUGGGAAGAUAUAA
Trichoderma harzianum CBS 226.95 is the source of this 1128-nucleotide messenger RNA. RefSeq lists its product as hypothetical. Bases 1 to 1128 code for a protein of 375 amino acids. Gene Ontology annotation, cellular component: mitochondrion. The record is from RefSeq and is a predicted model, not a curated record. NCBI's taxonomy places the organism in Eukaryota, Fungi, Ascomycota, Sordariomycetes, Hypocreales, Hypocreaceae. The transcript has 2 exons.